Messenger RNA from Symbiodinium sp. CCMP2592, 1218 nucleotides. The record is from the annotation of a GenBank genome assembly. NCBI's taxonomy places the organism in Eukaryota, Dinophyceae, Suessiales, Symbiodiniaceae.
AUGACCGCCGCCCAAAGCAAUCAAGGCACAAUGCAAGCAGUGGUCUCCAAGAGACGAUUUCUGCUGGCCAUGAUCCUGGCAAGGUCUUUAAACGCUGCCGGCAUUGGGGUGCUGAUCAGUGCUUCCAUCAACUUGCUCUACCAGCUCACGCGGAAGCAGCUGCAGUGGGAGGCAAAGGAAAAGUCCAAGGCGAGGGGUGCGGAGAGUGCUGACGAAGGUAUCGAAGGGCUGGUGCAUCAACGCGUGCAGCGAAUCUCUACGGACAUCAGCACACUCUCCACUCUCUUGGACUUUGUUUUGGCUCCGCUGGUUGGGCGCUUCAUGGAUGCGUUUGGGCGCAUGCCCACAAUGCUUCUUGCAGUGGGCAGCUCCGCUGUGAUGCGCCUCUCCGUAGCGACGCUGCCCUCCCUGAGGCUCUACGUUUUCUACCGUGUCGUGGUGGCCAUUACUGCUAACGCUUGGUUCGGUGCCAGCGCCGCCAGCAUCAGCGAUGUCUUCGGCCGAGGAAGCGCUGCCUUCGCAGAGGCGACGAGCCGCGUGCAGCGCUAUGCAUUGCUGGCUAUGUUGACCGGGACCUAUGCUGGGCGCUUCGUCAAGGAGCCGCAGCGAGCUUUCGCGGCAGUGGGCUUCAUGCAGCUUCUGGCGGCUGGCUGUGUCGGCCUUUGCGUCACAGAAACCUUGCCGUCAAAGGGGAAGAUGGACUGGUCUCUGAACACGGUGAGCCCCCUUACUUCCUUUGCCUUCUUCCGGAAGAGCAAAGCGCUUACUGCUCUGGCCGUGCUGUGUACUGCGAUGGAGCUUCCGUCGCACAUCAACAUCGAUGCCGUCUAUCGCCGCCAGAAGUUUGGCGAGCGAUGGAGCAACGAGCAAGACUCGUCGCAGCUGGUCGUCUACCAGAUUUCGGGUGUCCUCAGUACUCUCUUCCGCGCCCGGUUGAUUGCAAAGCUCGGUCAACAAGGAGCCUGCCGACUGGACGCUUGGUGCACAGUCAUCAUGAAUCUGAACAAUGCCCUGGCAUGGCACCCACGCCUCCUCUACUUGAACCCGCUUUUGAGUGUGUUUCAAUGCGGAGGACUCUCGCUGGAUCUGGAGCUGCAGAAGGCUGCGGCAGCCGCAAGUCUCGGCGUGCCUGGGCUCCGUGCAGUGAUCAGUGCUGUGGUUAGGUGCUUCUUUCAAGGGAGACGAUUAAUUCACUGCACCACUUACGUAGCUGUUUAG